AGGUGACCCGGAUGUGGCGCAGGUUGUGUUGACAUCAGAGCGGCGGCGAUCAUCAUCAGAUCAUGUUCUCAUUUCUGCGUUUCUUGUGAGUGGAAGCGGCGCGUCAGUCGCUGUGCGGGCGUCAGGUGCAGCAUCUUCUCCAUGUGUGUCUCCUGAGUCCCGGAGUGUGUCGUGCUCUUGUUCUUCUGUUCUGAGCAACCCGAGGUCAUCAUGGUGAGUAAAGCGGGAGACGACCCGGACAGCCUGAUGUCUCUGUGCUCCGUCUUCUGCCUGAAGAACCUGCGGAGAACCAUGUGCUUCAGCGGAGAGCAGAACCGGCUCCAGCUGCGGCCCGACGUCUUCCUGCCCGGCGAGAUCUGCGACCGGCUGGUGAACGAGUACAUGGAUCUGCUGCACACUGACAGCGACUUCGAGCCGCAGGACGGCUUCUUCCAGCUCUUCAGUGACCCGCGCAGCACCAGACUGACCCGCCUGCAGCUGAGGGAGGAUCUGGUGCGAGACCGAGACCUGGAGGCCAUCGGGAAACAGGAUCUGAUGGAGCUUCAUCUGACCUGCUGUAACCGUCUGACGGCACGCAGCCUGCAGACGCUCUGCAGCUUCAAACACUCGCUGCGGUCGCUCAGUGUCUUCGGCUGCUCCAGCAUCUUCUACGACGAGGAGGACGAGGAGGAUCUGGAGGAGCAUCUGCAGUGGCACACGGUGGACCUGGACUUCAGCUUCCAGGGCUUCAACCGUCUGCGUCUGCUGAACCUGGGAGGCCUGCGGGCGGAGCUGGACGUGGAGACGCUGCUGCGGCCGCUGCCCGCUCUGACCUCGCUGGACCUGUCGUCCGUCCAUCUGCCUCGACCGGCCUUCCUCACGCAGUGGAGCGAGCGACUGGCGUCUCUGGUGCUGUAUAACGUGGAGCUGACGGAGGAGCUGAUCCACACGCUGCUGCAGAUGAGCAGAUUGAGACACCUGGAUAUCUCACGAGAGAAUCAGAGAACGUCUAAAUUCAAGAUGACGAGGAAGAUCUUGAGCAGUAUCGUUCAGAGUUUGGUCGAUCUGGUGUCUCUGGACAUCUCUGGACACAUCAUGCUGGAUAACUGCACGGUGCCGGCGUUUGAGGACGUUGUGGGCCGGCCGAGCAUCGAGCUGUGUAAGAGCAGCAUUUACCCGUUUCAGGAGCUGAAGAGGCCGCUGCAGUUCUUAGGACUGUACAACACAACGCUCUGCAACGUCACACACAUCCCUGCGUAUAAGUUCAGUUCAAGCUUUCUUCUCAUUGUGUUUGCUGUGUGUCUUCAGCUGGUGAUCACAGCGCUGAAGACUCAUAAAUAUGACAAGAGCAUUCAGGUGACGGGCAGCGCCGCUCUGUUUUACCUCACCAACACCGAGUACCGCAGCGACCAGAGCGUCCGUCUGCGCAGACAGGUCAUACAGGUGGUGCUCAACGGCAUGGAGCAUUACCAGGAGGUGACGGUCCAGAGGAACUGCUGUCUGACGCUCUGUAACUUCAGUAUUCCUGAGGAGCUGGAGUUCCAGUAUCACAGAGUCAAUCUGCUGCUGCUGAAGAUCCUGGAGCCGGCGCGUCAGGACGAGUCCAUCCAGCGCAUCGCCGUCCAUCUGUGUAACGCACUCGUCUGUCAGGUCGACAACGACCACAAAGAAGCCGUCGGCAAGAUGGGAUUCGUCAAGACGAUGCUGAAUCUGAUCCAGAAGAAGCUGCAGGACAGAAUGUGUGAUCAGGUGAUGGAGUUCUCGUGGAGCGCGCUCUGGAACAUCACAGACGAGACGCCUGAUAACUGUCAGAUGUUUCUGGAGUGUAACGGCAUGAACCUCUUCCUGGAUUGUCUGAAGGAGUUUCCUGAUAAGCAGGAGCUGCACCGUAACAUGCUGGGGCUGCUGGGUAACGUGGCCGAAGUGAAGGCGCUGAGGCCGCAGCUGCUGACCAAGCAGUUCAUCACGGUGUUCAGUGAGCUGCUGGACAGUAAAGCGGACGGCAUCGAGGUGUCCUAUAACGCCUGCGGAGUCCUGUCACACAUCAUGUUCGACGGGCCGGAGGUCUGGACCAUGGAGGAGCCCAGGAGGACACACGUCAUGGACAAAAUGUGGGCGGCCAUCCAGAGCUGGGACGUCAGCUCGCGACGCAACAUCAACUACAGGUCGUUCGAGCCCAUGCUGCGUCUCCUCCCUCAGAGCGGCGCUCCGGUCAGUCAGCAUUGGGCCACAUGGGCGCUUUAUAACCUGGUGUCCGUUUACCCGGGUAAAUACUGCCCUCUGUUGAUAAAGGAGGGCGGCGUCAUUCUGCUGCAGAAAGUUCUGGAGCUGGAGUCCUCUCAUCAGGAGACCAAGGACAUGGCACGGUAACAACACAGACACAUUCACUCACACACACACACACACACUCGCACACUCACACACAU
This is a messenger RNA of Sinocyclocheilus anshuiensis, 2405 nucleotides long. It is a transcript of the gene zer1, whose product is annotated as zyg-11 related, cell cycle regulator. The transcript has 16 exons. The record is from RefSeq and is a predicted model, not a curated record. Gene Ontology annotation, molecular function: protein binding. Gene Ontology annotation, cellular component: Cul2-RING ubiquitin ligase complex. NCBI's taxonomy places the organism in Eukaryota, Metazoa, Chordata, Actinopteri, Cypriniformes, Cyprinidae. The coding region runs from base 211 to 2349 and encodes 712 amino acids.